Xyrichtys novacula (pearly razorfish) is the source of this 7642-nucleotide messenger RNA. The record is from the annotation of a GenBank genome assembly. NCBI's taxonomy places the organism in Eukaryota, Metazoa, Chordata, Actinopteri, Labriformes, Labridae.
UGGCAGACUUGAGUCAGCACAGUGGUAUCCCAGCAACAGGGUGUAAAUAAGUUGGAGAUCAUUAUUUUCUCACAGAGAGCAUGAGAGAGCGCACGAGAUAUGAAUGAAACUUCGGUCUGAACCUGGUUAUUUCAACUAGCUUGUCGGGGCGUUGGGUGAAAGUAAGAUCCGACUGCGAUAUUCCAGGUAAAGCCUUCCUUAAACCGAACAGUCGGGGGUUAAUACAAGCUAACGUUAACUAGCUGUAUCGUCGCAAGCUAGUUCGUUAGCCUCGAAUGUGCCGUUUACGCUUAAACACAACAGCGAGAGUUCGCUUUGAAAUGUCUUUACUACAUGUAAAGAAGGGCAAAGUAAUGGACGUUAAGGAUUUGUCUUAUGUUGGAGAGUGACCGUACACAGUCAGCAGCUAAUGGUUAGCUCAGGUUAGCUAGCUAACGGUCACAACAAGAGAUUAACUAUAUGGCUGUAAGCGAUUGUUAAUUACUCGAACCUGGUUAAAGCCCACUUAGCAUGUUAGCUCGGGGUAUAUUUCGAGAAUAAAAGGUCUAUAUAAGGCUGUUCGUGUAGGACUUUUAGAAAGGGGGUCGUUUUGAAAGUAAUAGACCUUGAUACGACUAUUAAUGUAUCACGUUAGGUGAAUUUAAGAGGUUUGGAUGUUAAUACGGGUGAGCUAAAGCGAACCACAACCCACCUUAUAAAAUCACUGCUGAAGCUGCUGCCUCUCAGCAAAACCACAUGGAAAUCUGUUCACUGAUCACUGUGUUGUAGAAAUCAAACACAUGUGACUGGAGCAACAGGUUUGUCUCAUACUAAUGAAGCCAAAAUUUAAGCUGUAUGUUUGUGAUGAGGCCGCAGUGGGAACAUGAACUGUGAUGAUCACAGAUAGGAGGUUAUAAAAGGCAGAUUUAAUACCUAGAACGAGGUGUAAAAAUAGACUGUUGGAUUAAACAAUAUGGAGCAACGCCUUACUAGACUAGAGUAUUUGCUAACACAUGCUUUGCUGACUCUAAAAGUAUUUAUUUCUGUUUUCUUGCAGAUCAGACAGGCUGCCGAUGGUUGUUGGCAAGCAAAUGGGGCUGUUUGACAAGUUGGCAGGAUGGCUGGGGUUGAAGAAGGGUGUGAAUGUGCUUUGUCUCGGUCUGGAUAACAGUGGAAAAACUACAAUCAUCAACCAACUUAAGCCUUCAAAUGUAAGUCUACCCAGCAGUCAAAAGAGAGUUUGUAACCAACUACACUGAUGAUACUAAGAAUUAUACUAAACCUACUAAUUAUACUACCACUACUACUAAUAACUUAAAAACAGCUGUUUACGGGUCAAUGACGUGACACAGUUUUUUUUUAUGUUCCCAUGGUUUACUUAUAUUUAAAAAGGCCAAAAAUUAAAAAUACACUCACUAAUAACUUGAAUACAUUCUUAUUUUGAAGUCUAUGGCAGUGUCCGAAAUGAAUCACUCAAUCCCUAACCCCUAUAUGGGAUUUCACUAUAUAGUUGACUAUGUAGUGAGCUCAAUUACUGGAGGUUUCGGACACUAUAUGGCAAACUGCAAUGCAUGACGGGAUGCCCACCACCGGUGAGUGACCAUUGGAUGGUCACUAUAUUUUGCAAUGCUUUAUGGGAAAUUUUGAGUCGCCUAUAUAGGGCACUGGAAUUGAUCAUUCAGAUUUCGAGCACCCCUCAAAAUGGCACUAACCCCCAUAUAGUCGCCUAUAUAGGGGUUAGGGAUCCAUUUCGGAUACAGCUCUUGUCUAAAAUUUCUGGGUUUUAUCCAUUUUGAGAGAAUAUUUAGGGAAUAAUGGGGAAAAUGUCAUUGUGGUGUAACCAGGAAAACUCAGUACCAAAUAUUUCAACUUGUCCACAAAAGGAAAAAUGCUCAAUAAAACACAUUGUCAACUAGUUUGGCAUAGUCCUACAUUUGUGUUGUUUAACGGAACACCAAUGUUCUCAAUAUUAUAAUUUAUUUGGGGAAUUGUGUCUGUCAAGUCAACUUUCUUAAUUGUCAAGGUGGUGUAACCAGCAUUCAAGGAGCCAUUUUGUUCAUUUCAUUGUGACAGAAAAUUAUUCCACAUAGAAGGAUCCUUAAUUAGCCUAAAUGCUGCAUUCCAAGCUUAGAAGCUCUUCAACAUGUGAUUUAACAGUCAAAGCAAAGGCUAACACUCAGUACAAUAACAUUUAUAUACUCCACCAUCAGGCAAAACAUAAACUCAUACAAAGUAUUGCAAAAGUGUUCUUGAGUGGGGCACACACCCUGAAAAAAAGUCUGACAUGACCCUGAAAGUUGGAUGUAUCUCCAUUUUUGAACACCACUUGUACAUGUUUUUAGCCUUUUUAUGAUCAAAAAGCGAUUGUUGUUUUCCUUACCUGUAUAACAUGUAAUUGUUCAUAAAAACUACCACAUCGCUCUCUCUUAGGCCCAGGCACAAGACAUUGUACCAACUAUUGGCUUCAGCAUUGAGAAGUUUAAGACAUCCAGGUAUCUGUUCAUAAUAAAACAGUGUUUUUAUCAAAUUGAAGACAAAAUAAUCUUUCAUAUAAUUCUACAGCAUGUGUCAUACAAAACACGAUACAUUUUCAAAUCUUGGGCAAAUGAAAUUCUCCUUCUUUUGUAGUCUUUCCUUCACAGUGUUUGACAUGUCUGGUCAAGGCAGAUACCGAAACCUUUGGGAACAUUAUUACAAGUGAGUGCACAUGUGCCACAAGAGGAAUCAAUCCUAUUUUCCAUCAGUAUACAUAUUGAUAACUGCAAUUUUUUAACGUUUUUCAGGGAAGGCCAGGCUAUCAUAUUUGUCAUCGACAGUGCAGACAAACUGAGGAUGGUUGUAGCCAAAGAAGAGCUAGACACAUUACUAAAUCAUCCUGGUAAGCACAUACUACUGUGUCUCUUUUUUGUGCUACCCCCAGAAUGAGCUUUGUGCUUUGAAAAGAGGGGUGUAACUUUCUCUGGAAAGGAGUUUCUUAUUUCUAACAGGGCCUAUGACAGCACUUACACGACAUGAACUCUCUCAAAUGAUUCCUCUUUCUACAGAUAUUAAACACAGGAGGAUCCCCAUCCUGUUCUUUGCAAACAAGAUGGAUGUCAGAGAUGCUUUGUCCUCAGUCAAAGUUUCACAGCUGCUUUGUCUGGAAAAUAUCAAAGACAAACCCUGGCACAUCUGGUAUGAGCAAAAUUUGUACCCCAAUUUCCUAGUUAAGCAACUACAAGAAACUUAAAUUGUGUGGGCUUUUAUAGCUUCUGUGUAUUUUUUGUGCUUUGUGCUUACUGUGAGAAUUUUUGUUAUCAAAGGCCCUUCUUCUAUCUUCUGAAUGUGUUGUGUUAACAUGUUUCAGUGCCACAGACGCUCUGAAAGGAGAGGGUUUACAGGAAGGAGUCGACUGGUUACAAGGUGAGACAAAAGUUUAUAUAUAUGAAAGUGGGACUGUGUUUGGCAUUAUCAUUUCUCUACCUAGAAUACAGCUGUAAAUACAUCUUUAUCAAAUCUUGUUUUACCUACAUUUAUGCAGUCUGUGAUGGCUGCAACUUCACCAGAAUAUAUCACCAUCACCAGAUAACCUGUUGGUUUAUAGCUGGAUGGUACAGUGUAGGUCUGAUUAAAUUAAAAUUAACACAGAUGCUUUUAUAAUUCUGUAACACAAAAUAGACCUCAACGAUGCCUCCCCUUUUAUCUUAUUUCAAGGCAGUUAUACAUCACAGUUCAUCCUAUAAAUGUUAAGAACCAAAAUUCAUCUUAAGUUUUAUUCCAUACCUAUUGUAGCGACUGCUCUCCUUCAACAAAAAAGGCCGCUGGGGUUUAGAUUCGCUUGCAUCUGUGACUCGUUCAAUUAUCAGUCCGGUUUGCGUGUUAAAAAAGUGGUUUAUUGUUCCAAAAAAGAAAAGAAAACACGCUGAUCCAGGUCCAAAACUUUUGCCUUGAAAUGAAAAAAGUGACAGGAUGAAAUGAGGUUAAAACAGGAUGAGUGAGACGCUCAACAGAAAAUUAUCAGACCUUACCACAACCCGUUAUCUGACUACACUGGUGAGAUUUAAAUAACCCACCAAACAUCCCAAAACCACACCUCUCAGUGAUGAUCCCCGGAAGUGACGUACCUAGUAGAAAUCAUACUUUCAACAAAUAUAUAUUUUGGCUCCUUCACCUAUAGUGACAUGCAUUUUUCAUGUUGCAUAUCUGUGUUUGAAUGGAAAUAAAAGCACUACACAUGAGUUGAUAUUCACUUAUCAUGUGUUGCCAUUUCCACAUGUCUUUAUUAUUUGUUGAUUUUUUUCAUCGUUGUGUUCAACGCUCUCAUUCACAUUCUUCUAUAGAUCAAAUAAUGCAGUGAGUACUGGGUGUUUUGUACGUGUCGUGUCAUCUAUUGUGUCACUGCGUGAUGGUGGUGCUGUGAACAAAACCCCUUUUUGUUUUAGACAGAUGGUUUUUCUGUUAUCAGUAAUGAAGCACAGAUUUAAGUGCUCUGAAAUUAGAAGGUAACAGAAAGCUCAAUCUAUGGAGAUAUGUACUGGUCCAUAUUUCGAAACUUUGCUUUUGAUUGCUUGAAUUGGGCAAUCAAAAGUCCCCAUAUUUAUUCCUACAAUACCUGAGUAGUUGAGUAAGUUCUGUUUAACCUACAGUCAACAAACCGUUCCCAAAUCCAGGCUUUGUCAAUGCUUCACCAGUUGUGCUUAUAAAACAAAAGCUAUAAUAAAUGUCUAAUAUCAAAGUCUUCAGUGACAGUCUACCUGAAGUCUGUCCAUGUGAUGUUAAACUCUUAAAAGCUUGCUCUGAAAGGUGGAUAGCUUGUUCUGUCACUGGUCAAUGUAGUAAUGGUCAGAAUGAAUUGUACAGCAUUAACAUUGUUGACAGAAACCUCUUGACCUUCUCUUGGAUUUUAUCUCUCCUUGCUAAGUGCUAUGCUUUUUGUCAUAGCGAGAGCCAGCUGGGAAUAUGUUUCACAGAUAUAUAUAUUUAUUUAUUUUUGCAAAGUGAGUAACGGCCUUCUUUGUGUCUUUCCAGAUCAAAUAAAGACGAUGAGAAUGUGAGGGCAUGAGGACAGUCAUGCAAGAAGUAGCCACAUCAUCUUGAAGAGUGUUUUAUGAGAAGACUGGUUGACCUUGUUUCCAGAGGUACCAUAGGGAUAGGGACGUUUUUAAUGCAGUUUUAAGAAGUUGUUUGAUUAAAGUGGUUCACUACUAAUAUAAAGACAUGAUUUGAUUCUCUUUGGUUCUCAGAAAUACCGAUUAAACCCAUCCACUGACAGUGCUACAGAAACUAACAGGCAACUCUGACACAUUCAUUUUAGCCAUGUUCUUCUUUUCUGAUACAAGCAUUUUGAGUGAACUUGAUAAACUCAGCUGUGUGUAGGCAGUGAGAAAAAACUGUUUUAGUUUAUUAAAUGUUACUCCAUACACUUCUCAAUGUGCAACAGGUGCUGACGUCAUUUAGAUAGCAUGAAUAGCCAGAGAAUGUCAUGAGUACAUAUUGUUGGGUGAUUUGUUACUUAGAAUGCUUUUGCUCUCAGACAGUUUCAGACAGUCUACCAUAUGUCUGCAACAUGUGGGUUUCUCUGCAAAGGCACUAUAAUAAGGUCUCUGACUUUCGCUCUUUCUGCUCUUAACAUAAACUAAGUUUUGACUCACUGUGUUUUGGAAACAUCAUGUCAAUUUAAUGAUUUAUAAUUAGAUUUUUUUUUGCCUAAUUCUCUGCGUCUCUUAAACCUUUGCGCUUCAUUUAUUUUUCUCCAGAUUUUUUAGCUUUCAUGCUUUGUAGAAAAUAAGUUUUUCCUGAAUUUUGUACAUUUCUUAGUUUGUAUUGGACUAAGUGAACACAGAUAGCCUAGCUCUUAAACCAGAUGAAAUGACUUUCAUCAAGUGAAUGUUAACUAGUCUACAAGGUUUACUUUAAAAUCUAAAAUCGUAUUCACUAAGCUUUAUUCUGAUCGGUGUUCGUAUUUUUGCCUUAUUUCAUUGCUCAAACUAAAGGCUUUUUACAAUUCAGUCAUGGUACUUGAGUGAUUCAAAGGUAGACAAUGAAUAAAAAAAAGUUUUUAAUGCAAGCCUUUGAUACUCUCCUCUUGUUCUUUGACUGAAAGCUUGCAUUAAAAACCACUCUGGUAUAGAGCAGUGUGUGGGCGCGUUCGGUUUUGUCAGGCAACAUCACCUGAAACAAACCUCAGCAGAUAAGAGGUGUUUCACUGUUCUGAAAAAAGAAGAACUGAUCCUAUAUUUAAAAUAUUUGUAUUUUUUUAAUUUUACUUUUACAUAGAUAUUUGUAAAUCUGCUUAUUCACAUACAAACCACACUUGAAAAAUGAAUAUUUACUAUUGUACAAGCAGAUCUCGGCAUAGGCUUUGAAACUAAAGUUCUGUUCACAACACAGCAGAUAUGAUACAAGAUUUUUAACAUACUCUUAGGCUAACGUGAUUGUAAGAAAAGUUUCUGUUUAUUGUGUAAAAUAACAACUGCAAAAUGUAUAAUCAGAGGAUAUGAGAGGACAGGACUUAACAACUACUAGUUUUUGUGAAUAUAGUCGGUGAAGUAAAAGAUAAAUAAGAUACACAUUCCAUUUUUUCUGCCCAUUGCAACAGAUUCACCAGUAACACUUUACAAUAACCAUAACUUAUACAUGGUAAACAGACCAUUUAUAAAUGGCCAGCAGAAAGUUUAUUAAUGUUGAAUCAUCAUUUAUAAAUGGCAUGUAGACCAUUAAUAAAUUGUAAAGUUUACAAAGUAUUGUAUUUACAGAGUAUAUAAGUAUACAUUUUAAAAACCUAACCCUAACCCUAACUUUACAAUAACCAUCUAAGUAAUGUUUAUAGGUGGUUUAAAAACCAAACAUUAACCAUUUACAAAGUGCUACUGACACACAUUUUAAUCUAGAUGUUUUACAACCAAUAUUUAAACCCUAUAUAAACCUUUAAUAAAUAGUCCAUUAAUGAUUAAUGAAAAUUAUCAAUCAUAAUUUCAUUGUCUGUUAAUGGUGAAGUCACUUUUAACUUACAUUAAUCUAUUUGACAUUUAUAAUUGGUCGAGAUUCUGUUUUUAAAUGAUGGUUAAACAUUAAUAAACUAUCUAUUUACCAUUUAUAAAUUAUGGUUAUUGUAAAGUUCUGCGAUUUACUAACCAGGUAAACUUCACAGACCAAAAAAAAUCUGUAAUUAGAUCAAGUAUAUUAUUGUUUAUGCACAUAGUUACUAUCUGUCAGGGACUUUUCCAGAGAUCAUUCCCAAAGUUGUGUAUCAUGUACUGUAGUGAUUCCUUGGAAAAGAGACAUUCCCAGUAAAAAGUGAAAUGAGUCAAACUCGUGCACUCAUGGACAUUUUUUAUACGAUCUCUGAGGGAUGUUCUGGUCCAAAAGAUUCACACCCUAUACAUAGUGGCUCUAAAUAUUCAGAAUUGAUUUGUUCGUGUGUUACGUGCUGGAGGACAUCGCAGAGGUGAUUUAAUGGGAGUAGUUUAGUCUCUGCUACCCUUCAGACAUUUUACGUCAUACUUUUAAAACAAAGGGAGGCUUCUUGUGACUUUAGCUUUUAUAUUGUUCGAGCACAGGUUCACUUUAGUAUCAGAGGAAUGUAGUUUCUUCUUUCGAGCUGUAUCAUCAUGUAAGUUGUAUGUAUUUUGUUAAAUACAGUGUAUGUGUUCAUUUUCAAGGAAUAAAUACUGCUGAAAAUGAU